GCACCACGCCAAAAUGGCGGAGGCUUCAGAACCGGGUUCUAUUGAUUUGGCCUCAUUGUUGAGAGCAAAUAAAGUCGAGGCGCUUCAUACUACUGCCCUCUGUGGUCUUGUUAGAUUUCUUGUAUGGACUAGACUUUCUGAAGAAGGUUCCUCCUGGAUUAUUAAGUAAGUCUUUCUUUUUUCCAAUAUUCUUGCCAUACUUCUUAUAUAAAUAUCUGUUGUUGGGACGUCCCAUUUUAAAAUUAAUCCGACCCCUCUCUAAGGAUGAGCAGAUUCCUACCCAUCGAGUGCGGGCAAAUAGCCUAUUCCUUCAAGUCAAUCGUGGAAAAAUAUCCGAUUCCUAUCAGUCGAGCGUGGGAAAACAAGUCCAAAUACCUCGCCGCACUUUUAAUUCUGAACGCUUAAAGAACGACAGGGUGUGGAUGGCUGAACACAUGCAGUUCAAACGUUUGUGGAUUGUUACAGAUUCUUAGCGGAUGUGAAGCUCAAAUUUUGCACGCACAAAAUAUAUUUCUAGGACACAACAUUUAUGAGGUUAAAUGUGAGAUUUUGAUCGUUUACAUGGCAACAUGGCUGAUUAAAAACAAUUAUAAUAUUUUGAAUUUAUGAGGUUUGCACAAAAUGAAGGCAAAAGAUUUACUUAAGAAAUUGCAAGCAGCUUACAAAUUGAUAACCUUCAUUUUUAAAAAAUCAACUUACUGGCUCAGUUAAUUCCAAGCAUGCCCCACUCCUGGGAAUUAGUCAGGCAUUGGUCAUUUUCUUUCAAAAGGUGUGCAAGCAAGUGGGGGUGGGGUUGAUGGUAUGCUUGGAAUUGACUCAGCCAUAACCAAAUUAUAACAAACAGUUUUUAAAAUUUAAAGAAAAUUGCUUUCAUGAGAACCUUAAUAAUAUUGUUGAAACUUGAAACUUGUGAACUAGGGUGAGGUUUUUCUUUGGGUACUCCAGUUUACCCCUCUCCUAAAAAACCAAAACUUCCAAAUUCCAAUUUGAUCUGGAAAGCACGGACACAUUUCAACAAUUUUUUAAGAACUCCUAAGUGCUUCAGUGAUAAACAAAUUUUAAAAAAAUCUACUAAACUGUCCCAUGCACAUUUUCUUUUUUCUUUCUUUAUAAGUCAAUAAUUUUUACAGAUUUGGAUUUUUGAAUCUUAGAUUUCUUGGUGUUAUUUUAUUUUCCUCUUUCGAUUUUAUUUAUUUUUUUUUUUAGCUAUUUAUGAGAUAAUUACAGGACCCUUUUGAUAACAGUUCUUUUUAUUAGGAUUGAUAGGUCAUCCUGUAUAAUUAUUCGCAUUAUUAUUAUUAUAAUCAUAACUAUAACAAAAUUGUCAAAUCGGAUUGGCUAUCAACUGCCCUGAUUUCAGCCUUUAGCUUAAUUGGACAGUUUAAUAGCACAGUACGCGUCAUGCCUAAGUAAUUGGACAGUACGCGCCAUCACGCACGUGCUUAAAUGGCUUUUUUUUCAUUGCUAGCAAAACAAAAUUUCGGAGUUUCUUGUGUUUUGAUUUAAAAAAUAGCCUAUUAUAUCACAAAUUUUGUUAAAGUUAUGAUUAAUUGGUAACAGAACUUCGUGUCGUCCAAUUCAGGUCUGUAAUCAUACUCGUGAUUAAACAAAUCGGACUCCCGCUACGCAGUCGUCCGAUAUUGUUAAUCACUCGUAUGAUUACAGACCAAAUUGGACUCCACUCAGUCCUGUUACCAUUACUUAUUAUUAUUAUUUUGCUGGUACCUGCUUCUUUCUCAUCCCUUUGGAGUACUCUGCUUCAUGAAGCAGCAAUACAUAAUUUUACAGCUAUGCCCUCACCUUGUGGCUAAAAUGAGGUAUUAGUGCUUAUUUAAGUUUUAUUUUACCUGUCAAGCACAAGAAAAUUACCAGUUAUCUCAGUUUUUAACUGAUUUCUAAUUCUGGGUAAAAAUAUCCAAGAUGGCUGCCAAGAAAGUGGCCAUGUUUGUAUACCUGCCAACUCUCCUGGUCUUCCCGGGAGUCUCCAAAUUUUUCAUCAAAUCUCCCCGUCUCCCGGUUAGAGCAGCAAAUCUCCUGUUGCCUUUUUCAAAAUUUUUUUUUAUUAAUUUCGUUAUUUCUGAAAUAUCAAAAAGGAAAAUAAAACAAGAACUGGAUUUAGUGCUCUUGUUUGAGCUGUUCUCGAUCGAAAAACAUAAAACAGAGCAAUCAAAUUGUAGUUGGUUAGAAAUCAACCAAUCACAUUGCACAAUAAAUGGUAGAAAGUUGGCGUGGUUUUCACACGCUGUUAUCGACAUCGGGAACAUUCGGAAGGCCUUGGGGUGAUUUUCAGAGAGUAUUCGGACAUUGUCAAAAAUGAUAUUCUUACAAUGCAAAGAUUUCAAGACGUCUCCAGAUUUUUGUACUCGGGGGGUUGGCAGGUACAUGUUUGGUGAUGUCACAGGCUCCCAGCAGUGCCACCACCCAUAAUUAAAAUAUAUCUGAUCUUGCUGAGAAGAUAUUCGCUUUCCAGUGCAGGUAAAAUAUUUUCCAAAUACUGCCACAGAUCAAAAACUCAAGGGAAGGGUUCCUUGGACAACAGUGGGGGAUGAUGUGGCAUUUAAUAUGUUGGAGAGUUAACAUGUAAAAGAAGAUGUUUAUAAAUACCUUAAACCUUUACAUGGGAAAAAAACAUUGUAAUGUGCUUUUGUUUUGCUUUGACUUUUAGUGCAUCUGAUGGAGUUGAUGUGUGGCAGUUACAACUGGACAAAGUACAACUCGAUUCCCAUGUAAGAUAACUCUGAAUAAUAAAACUGGUUUUGUACAUACAGUCAAACUUUUAUAUGGCCCUGUCCCAUAAUAAAGUGACCAGCUAUUUUAAAACACUAAAUUUUUAAGGCAAAGCCUUUUGGUUAGAAUCACUUGUAUGAUGUCUACCUUUCUUAAGCAACCACAAGCAGUUUUUGUGGUGUCUUUCAAAUUGCCUUAAAAGCUAGUAAAACUUAGUAACAUAACCCUAAAACGAAUAAGAUCACUUAUUUUGGUUGUGGGCACUUUUUUGAGUUUGAGUGGAAGGGGGAGGGGGUGGGCGCUUAUUACUUUUUUCUACUUUUAGGAUGGGCACUAAUGCAAGGUAGGCGCUAAUUCGAGAUUGGGUGCUCGUUUGAAUAAAUACAGUGUGUGUUUGUAUCAAAUACAUAUCUUGCAGAAAGAACUGGCUGCAGUUGAUGGAUAUGACACUUACUUUACAAGAUUUAGGUGAGCGUGACAGAGAACCAUACAACCUAAACAUUCUGUCCAAAAACAUCAAAUUAAAAUUUUUUGUAUUUUGAAUUUUCCUUAUUCUGUUCCCAAGUGCUUCUAAAUAUGCUAUUCAUCACUUAAAGGGUUUGGUUCAAAUUUCAUUGCCUUAUUACUAACACAUAAUUUUCAGAAAGUGAAAAAGAAAAAAAUUAUAUGACAUGUAUUAAUCCUUUAUGGUUCCAAGAACACAAUUUAUUAUAUAAACGCCAAUGAAAUACCAGGUGGGCUUUUGCGCAAAAACUUGAUAUCUUCACAUGUGAAAAUAACGUGUUAUCUUUAAAUGUGAAAAUAUCACUAUUGCUAUGGCUACAUAAUAAAUCGCGCCUUUCACACCAAAAAACUGUUAAAGUGAAAUGGUUUGGUAUUUAAUUGGUGUUUAUAUAAUAAAUAGAACAUUACAUGGCUGCUUGAAGAUACGAAAUUUCUCUUCUUGUGUUGAGAAAAUAUUUCACGAGUGAACGCAGCGUACGAGUGAAAUAUUUUUCAACACGAGAAGAGAAAUUUCGGAUCUCCAAGCAACCAUUAUAUAUCCUUUCCUCUUUGAAGACUAUCAAUGGCAUUUUUCUUUAAUUAGCGUUUAUGAUUAAUGUUGAUAGCAAAUAAAAAAUGUUUAUGGCUUGUUUGUCCCAAAUUUCCUAGUGGAAGGACUUUCAUUGGGGAUUAUGAGUAUUGGAAGUCACUCCAAAGCUGCAGCAGUAAACAUUAUGAUCAAUUUUUAUUAUUUAGGUUUUGUAAUUUCUAGCUGUUUUGUUGGUGGACAUCUUGAAACAAGGGAAACAGUUGUCUGCACAAACAUUUGGUGGCUGCGGCAAAUCGCUGUAGGCUAAAAUAAUGUAAUCAAAUGCAAAUGCUAAACAUUUUCUUUGUAUUGAGCUGGCUAUAUCUAUUGAUAUCUAUCAACUUAGAAACAAAUCCAAUUAAUAACUCCAAAAUUUUUUGGAGCCUGACUUUUCGAGAAAACGUCAUCAGUUGCCAACACAUGAGAGCGUGAGAUAGUCGUGAAAUCGUGAGACUCACGACCUGGCAAGUCUGAAACUAGGGCUAGCAGACAAGGUCAGACAAGGGAAAUUAAGAAUCAACCUAGGUAAAAAAAUUUUAACUUGAAUGUAAUUUUGACCCCUACUAUAUUGAUACAUGACCUUCUUACACAUUUACAUGCAACAAAUUAUCAUAGCCAAGGGAAGGUGAGGAUAUACACCAGACCAUACCACUGAAUUUAAUACUCAACAGGUCAGAAUUUGAAAGUGGCAGCAUAUCUGUAGCACAGAUAGCAAAUAAAAUUGCCAUGACAGUUGGUACAGGAAUUCCAUCUCUGUGUUAUGACCUCUACGAAGCUAAAGCAAGUGAAGGAAGAAAAGAACUGCUGACAAUUCUUUUCAGACUGGCAGACAGAGUAUCACAACUUACUGAACAGUUGAAAGGUAGUUAUAUCAAUGUGGUGAAAAUGUUGUAGGUAUAGUAAAAAUUAAUGAAUAAUAAUGACAUUAAAAGGCAAAAAACCGUAGGAAAUUCUGAAUCAAAGCAGGUUGAAUACUCAGGUGUUUUUAAAACAAGUAACGAACUCAAAAUUCAAGCAAUCUGCAGUUCAAUUUUUCUUCUACAUAGGAACAUUAACGACCAUUUUCCUUUUAAUGUGUUAACUACACACAACAACCUACAGUGGCCUCAAGAAUUUUGCACAAGGCAGCAUUGGUAGUGGGGCUCCUCAUUAGAGAUUAAAAAGUAAUAAUAUUAUUAUCCUUUGUCCACCAUUAUGAAAGUGGUUUUAUUCUUCUACAGCAUCAGCAGAUUCACUGGAGAGACCAAAAAACCAGAAACUGGUGGCAGACCGAGUAUCACAACUCACUAAACAGUUGAAAGGUAUUUCUAACAAUAUGGUGGAAUUGUUGUGGGUACUAAAAAUUAAUGAAUAAUAUUAAGGCUAGAAGACAUACGAAAUUCUGAAGUGGCAGGUUGAAUACUCAGGUGUUAACUUAGAAGCAGUUUUUACCUACGACAUAUAACUCCAUGUUCUUGAACUUUACAUUAUUUCACACAAUAGUCAUGCAUAUGUAAAUUAAUGUCGGUGCAUUUUAUUACAGUCAACUUGACUCUCUUAACCAACAUGAAGACGGACACCUCUGUAAAAGAGACAGCCAGAGUUGGUCCCGACCUUUCUUUACUUCCUGUUCUUUAUUCUCUAUAAGAUGGACACUUAUAAUUAGCAGGGUUGUCACUAAGGUUUCAAGUUGCCAGGUAAAUACAACAAGUAGGCGGGAAAUCAAACAGCUAGGGGUUUCUUUUGGUUCUAUUUUUCUUCUGUUUUCCUUUGAAAUAUGGUUGCUGGGGGCCACAUUCAUUGGAGCUAGGGGUAAUCCCCACCCCCCACCUCUUAGUGACAACCUGGCACUUAGUACUGGUCCCAAAGGUGUCCUUCUUAGAAAGACUUAAUUAACUGUAUCAAUUCUGUUUUUAGCAGCUUACAUAUGGUCAUUUUCUAGCUUUCUCUAUUAAAUAUAGAGUGCAUCAUUAUUUUGAAACAAGUAAUUAACACAAAAUUCAAGCAAUCAACUUUAAGUUUUCUUCUACAUACGAACAUAUGACCAUUUUCCUUUUAAUGUGUCAACUACAUGUAACAGCCUUCAGUUGCCUCAAGAAUUUUGCACAAUCUAACAUUGGUAGUGGGACUCCACAUUAGAAUUGAAUAAAAAAAAUAUUAUUAUUUGUCCACUAUUAUGAAAGUGGUUUAUAAGUUUUAUCUUGCAAUGCUUGCACUGUUCCAUUCUUCUUCAGCAUCAGCAGAUUCACUGGAGAAACCAAAAAAUCAGAAGGUGCAUGGUUAAUGUUUAUUUCACUUGUAUAUAUUUUGCUUUGUUAUUAUUAUUGUUGUUGUUUAAUAAUUAAUUAAUUUUUCUAUCGCAAGCAAAAGAGACAAAGAUUGUACUGAAAAACAAAUUUGAGAAAAGUUGCAGCAUAAUCACUUGCAGCGGCUUAGUAAUUUUUCAUGCUGGGUUUUGAUUAAGGGUGCAUGUAUGCAAAGGAAACUUUUUGUAUAAAAAAGAAGGAAGAAACUCUGAAGCACGUUUUCAUACUCUGUUAAUAUUAAUAAGAUAAUUUUUUUAGUGUUAGUUUUAAGAAUCAGUUACAGAAAUACAUAGCUCAACCUAUUUUGAAAAUAAUGCUGCAUAUUUCAUUUUUAUCUUAUAAGGACGGAGUUGCAGCUUGUUCCUCAGUCUGUAGUGAGUAUUCAGAGAAUUAACAUUCAGACACUUUAAAGAAACUGCACACUGUGCUAAUUGUGUAAAAAUUGGAUGUAAAAAUUUUACAGACAAAAUUACUCCGAGGAGAUUGUGUUAACUUGGCCAUGUUGACAUCUUUAAUUUGGCAGGGUUAUUUUUGUGAGUUGCCGAAAAUGUGGGCUAAGAAACUGUUCCAACAUUCUUCUUAACAUUAAGGCACUAACAUGAUGGAGGUCAGGGCUGUUAUUACCCUGCAAGCAGAAGCUUCACUUUUGUGCACUAGGUUAUACACUGCAAAAAUGUAGCCUCUGCUUGUAGUGUAGGCUGUCAUUGACUCCUGGCUACUUUCAUUUAGAAAACAGAGAAAAAUAGAACCAAACGAAAUCGAUAAAGUUCAGUUUAUUGAUAUUUCCCCACCUACUUGUUUUAUUUACCCAGAGACUUGACAAUCUUAGUGACUGCCCUGGGAUGAUUGAAAGGGGGUAAAAUAUUAAAAGCCAAAAAAAUCCCUUUGACUUCGAACAAAAAAAUCCCUGGACCGAAAUAUCAAGGUACCCCCCCAAAUUUGCCAAAUUCUCCUAACCCCAAAACCAUACCGGAUUGAAAAAUUUCAAACCCAAAAAAAUUAAAAUAGGAGUAAAGUAUAAUCAAUAUCCAGAUUUUUAAAGUUUGAGGUUUCAUUUGGACUGAUGCCCAUUUAUAUCAUUGUGAAAUGACGAUUUUUCUGUUUUUCUGUGAACUGUUUAAUAGAUAUUCCACCAAAGAAGACCAGCCAGGCUCCCCCUGUUAAAAGGAAACUAGAGUACAGUCUUAUCAAUCCAGGCAGCAAAGAGUAAGAUUUUACCUUCUUUUUGAGUUCUCCCAGGGGCUCACUCCCGUUGACCCCUGGGGGAUUUGCUCAAAUUUAUGAAGUACCUGGGCAAAAAAACUAUGACAAAUCAUUACCCUCUAAGGCAACAGUAGGGCACCUGUGUGGCAAACCUCGUCACCUUUGUAAGCAGGCAUUUGUAAGUUAUAUGAGUCCAAGAAAACCUUUACUUUAAUGUACCUGUGUAGUACACCUCCAAAUAGUGCGUGAAAAACUGGUCGAAUAGCGAUAAAUAAUCGAUUAAUAAGGGUAUUACGCUACGAAUAAAUAUGCCAGAUGCCGUCUAAAGUUUGACGCGGAAAGAGGAAAACAAUUAAGAAUAUAUUUUAAAACAAUAUACGUUUAUAACAAUUUUCAAUUCAAUAUAACCACACACAAAGUUAAAGACAAGGGUACUAAAAGAAUACAAAAAAACUUUACAGUUCUCUGCAGUUUCUGUUUUGUGCAGUUUGACUUAAAUACCGUAGGACUGAAUAAUCUUCAGUUGUUUUGGCAAAAGCACGCAAACCGAUAUACGUAUAUGAAAUGAGUGUAUCCUUGAAAGACCAAUCUACACAGAAUUAAAGUUGUCGGAAUCGUGUUGUCAUUUUUCAUUUUUCAUUUUUUUGGGCGGCAAUUAUUUAUUUCCAAUGCUUGCGUACUGGAAGGUGUAUUAAGGUGAUUCCAUAGUAAAAGAACCUAACAUAGAUUUUAGCUAAAACUUGGUACACUGAUGUAACAAGUCAAGAAGAUGAUAAAAAAGUAAUAAAAAGUGGGGGUCACCGUGCUCGUUUUGACGUCACAAUGCUGACAAAUACGGCUAUUUAGGACCCUUUCACAAAAACCGCGGGCAACGCAAAACUAGACAAAAAGGAGAGAUUUUUUCGAUGAUGCAUGUGACAUCACACAGAAUUUGACUUAUAUGUAUUGUUUAUCCACUUACGUACCAGAAAAAUGCCUUUUAAUGCCCUUGUUUUGACUUUACGGUCCAAAAUAGAAUUAAAUUGGACGCGCGCUUUUCGACCCGUGAUGGCUCAAUCCGUACAAUUUAGUAACAUUGCCAAAAAAAUGAACAUAGAUUUGUGCCAAUUUUUUUCGCAUCGAAAGGAAGCACUGUCCUUAUUAAAAUCAUGAAAUAAAAAAUGGGGGUCACCGUACUCGUUUUUGCGGUAGAGCUGCACAAAGUGCGCACCAAACGCAUUUUCUCCGAUUUUUGAGAGAGGACUGGGGCGAGUUUCAAAAUAGAAUGUAUGUGAAAGGGGGAAGAAAGUAUUAAAAAAUCCGUUUUUUCAGAAUUUACAUCGAGAUAUCACAUUUAGGGCACAAUGUGAUAAAGAAAGUGUUUAAAUGAAAAUCAAAGUGAGUAAGCACAAGUUAAACAUCCACUAUCGAGGUUCUCCGAGAGGAGGUCCAACUCAGCAACACGCGUACUGCUUACGUUAUGCAGAUUCCCAACACAUUGAGUCUCACCUCGGCAAGAAACAACAGCAAGCAAAAAUUCCAAUAGCGUUUCUCUUCAGUCAACUUCAUUUUAAUAAUAUUACUUCACAUGCUCUUUUUUACGGCAGCCACCUUGUUAUGCGCAGUAAGAGAUGCGCAGUGCAAAACUAGGGAAUCACCUUAAACACGGGAUCAGACGUAUCGAUCUGUUGCGUCUCCUUGCCUCGCGCUUCGUUCAGGAGAAAGAUGUCAUCACUCCACCUCAUUUUCUCUCCGUGUGCAUCUAGGCUUGAUGACAAAGACGCAGCCUCUGAAGGAUCAAGAAAAAGAAACAAACUACCAGAAAUGUAAGGAACAAAUUUUAUAGCCUGCGUAUAUGUAGCUUGCGGUUUUUAUCAGUUUUUUUUUUCAAUCUCCAGCUCAUUUUCUCUCCUUGUGCGUCUAGGCUUGAUGACAAAGACGCAGCCUCUGAAGGAUCAAGAAAAAGAGACAAACGACCAGAAAUGUAAGGAACAAAUUUUAUAGCCUGCGUAUAUGUAGCUAGCGGUUUUUAUCAGUGUUUUUUCAGUCUUCAGCUCAUUUUCUCCUCUUGUGCAUCUAGGCUUGAUGACAAAGACAUAGCCUCUGAAGGGUCAAGAAAAAGUGACAAACGACCAGAAAUGUAAGGAACAAAUUUUAUAGCCUGCGCGUAUGUUAAUGUAGCUAGUGGUUUUAUCCGUUUUUUCUGUCAAUCUCAGCUCAUUUUCUCUCCUUGUGCAUCUAGGCUUGAUGACAAAGACGCAGGCUCUGAAGGAUCAAGAAAAAGAGACAAACGACCAGAAAUGUAAGGAACAAAUUUUAUAGCCUGCGUAUAUGUAGCUUGCGGUUUUUAUCAGUUUUUUUUUUUCAGUCUCCGGCUCAUUUUCUCUCCGUGUGUAUCUAGGCUUGAUGACAAAGACGCAGGCUCUGAA
Porites evermanni is the source of this 9695-nucleotide messenger RNA. Lineage: Eukaryota; Metazoa; Cnidaria; Anthozoa; Scleractinia; Poritidae. The record is from the annotation of a GenBank genome assembly.